This is a messenger RNA of Penicillium odoratum, 1281 nucleotides long. RefSeq names its product NEDD8-activating protein UBA3. The transcript has 6 exons. Gene Ontology annotation, cellular component: nucleus; cytoplasm. The record is from RefSeq and is a predicted model, not a curated record. Gene Ontology annotation, molecular function: NEDD8 activating enzyme activity. Lineage: Eukaryota; Fungi; Ascomycota; Eurotiomycetes; Eurotiales; Aspergillaceae. The coding region runs from base 1 to 1281 and encodes 426 amino acids. Gene Ontology annotation, biological process: protein neddylation.
AUGGCUACUGCUGUUGCUGGCCCCUUGGGCGAAAAGGGCCGAUGGAACAACCUGUACAAGGUCCUAUCUAAGCCCGGCCCUUUCAGUGAUGAGGACUGGGUGCCAGGACAAGCGACGAUCGAUGCUCUAGAGGCAUCUAAAAUUCUGGUGAUCGGAGCUGGUGGACUUGGCUGUGAAAUUCUGAAAAAUCUCGCGCUUUCGGGGUUCAAAGAUAUCCAUGUUAUUGAUAUGGAUACUAUUGAUAUCUCAAAUCUCAACCGACAAUUCUUGUUUCGACAGAGUGAUAUCGGGAAGCCGAAAGCAGAAGUUGCUGCUGCCUUUGUGGAGAAGCGAGUAAAAGGAGUCAAAAUUACGCCUUAUGUUGGCAAGAUCCAGGAUAAAGAUGAGGAUUAUUACAUGCAAUUUAAAAUCGUCAUAUGUGGUCUUGACAGUAUUGAGGCUCGCCGCUGGAUCAAUUCUACCCUGAUCGCGAUGGUUGACUUCGAAAACCCUGAGAGCCUUAAACCUCUAAUCGAUGGUGGAACCGAAGGAUUUAAGGGACAAGCCCGUGUAAUAUUACCAACUCUUUCCUCAUGCAUUGAGUGCCAGCUUGAUAUGCAUGCCCCUCGACCUGCAGUGCCUCUCUGUACCAUUGCCACCAUCCCUCGUCAGCCCCAGCACUGCAUCGAAUGGGCGCAUCAAAUUGCCUGGCAGGAAAAGCGAAAAGAUGAUACCUUUGACAGCGAUGAUAUGGAGCACAUCUCCUGGGUGUAUAACGAAGCGCUGCAACGAGCCCAGCAUUUUCAUAUCCAUGGCGUCACCUUCCAGAUGACCCAGGGGGUAGUGAAGAACAUUAUUCCCGCCAUUGCAUCGACCAAUGCUGUGAUUGCAGCAUCCACAACAUCCGAGGUGCUGAAAAUCGCAACCUCGUGCAACCCAUACCUUGAUAACUACAUGAUGUAUGCUGGCGAAGAGGGUGUUUACACCUACACUUUUGAGGCAGAGAAGAAGGCCGAUUGCCCUGUGUGUGGUAACCUUGCUCGUAAGAUGGAUGUGGAUGCAAGCAUGACAUUGGGUGAAUUUAUUGAAAGCCUUGGCGAAAAGGCUGAAGCUCAAUUGAAGAAGCCCAGUCUUCGCACAGAGGAAAAGACCCUUUACCAGCGUUUCCCGCCCCAGUUGGAGGAACACACAAGGCCGAAUCUACGACUGAAGCUGAAUGAACUUGUGGAGGACGGUCAGGAAGUUGCGGUCAGUGAUCCAGCUUACACGAUCGAUUUCCGGUAUCGACUUCACUUUAAAUAA